This is a messenger RNA of Trichomonas vaginalis G3, 514 nucleotides long. RefSeq lists its product as uncharacterized. NCBI's taxonomy places the organism in Eukaryota, Parabasalia, Trichomonadida, Trichomonadidae. The transcript has a single exon. The annotation marks the transcript as partial. The record is from RefSeq and is a predicted model, not a curated record.
AUGAAUGGAAAUGUUUCCGAAUGGUAUAACGAAUGCGACAAUGCCAUUAGAAGGUCAGAAAUAGUUCCUGGAACUUACGAAUAUACAACUGCUGUUUCUUAUGGAAACGUAGGUGAGUUUGGAGAAGGUUCUUCAACAACAGUAGAUAUUGCUUGCGACAGGUUUCAUAUUAUUUCUAUUGACAACUCAUUCUUAUACGUGGAACAAGACAUUGAAAUAAAACCUUCUGCCAAGUUGUCUGACAAGAAAGGUUGCAAUGGAAUUUUCUAUGUCGGAUACCAAUAUGCUCCAGAAGUUUUCAUGGGAUAUAAGAUAUAUUCUAACUCUGACUUAGUUCAAACAGUAACAUGGGCAAACUAUGAAUGGUUCGCUUUGAGAAACUCAGUACAACCACAAGCUAGAGAACAAACAGACCAGUAUGCAACUAUUGAAAAAAUAAGAAGACUUGACCCUAACGUUCCAGGAGUUUAUGUUGACCUUUCUGGACAAACUGCAGCAGCAGUAACCAAAGUAA